Arvicanthis niloticus (Nile rat) is the source of this 1038-nucleotide messenger RNA. NCBI's taxonomy places the organism in Eukaryota, Metazoa, Chordata, Mammalia, Rodentia, Muridae. The record is from RefSeq and is a predicted model, not a curated record.
AUGAGGGGAAACUCAUCAAUUGUUCUAUUGUUCGAUUGUUCUAAGAGAGCUGUGACCCCCAAGUCCAUGUCUGAUAACCAUUUAUUUUUACCAAGACCACCUUUAAAGAUAAUAAGGAAUUACACACCACUCAAUGAAUUCAUUCUACUGGGAAUACCCCAAACACAAGGACUGGAGACUUUACUCUUUGUGGUGUUCUUAUUCAUAUACGUCUUCACUUUGCUUGGAAAUUCACUCAUCUUUACAGCAAUAAUUUCUUCAUCUACGCUUCACACCCCCAUGUAUUUCUUCUUGGGACUUCUAUCCAUUUUUGACAUGUUGUUUCCAUCAGUAACCUGUCCCAAGAUGCUACUUUACCUCUCUGGCCAGAGCCCAGCCAUCUCUUACAAAGGAUGUGCGGCCCAGCUCUUCUACCUUCUGGGUUCUACUGAAGGAUGCCUCUACUCUGUGAUCGCCUAUGACCGUUAUGUUGCCAUCUGUCACCCACUGAGAUACAUGCUCAUCAUGAAGCCCGGGGUUUGUGUGAGCUUGGUAAUAAUAGCUUGGUUAGUGGGCUGUCUUCAUGCCACCAUCUUGACCUCUUUAACCUUUCGAUUAGUCUACUGUGCCUCCAAUUGAGUGGACUAUUUCUUCUGUGACCUUUCUGCAGUUUUACCCCUGGCUUGUACUGACAAUAAGUUGGCCCAGAAGGUGGGUUCCAUCAAUGUUGGCUUUCUGGCUCUGAUGCUUCUCUUUAGUGUUUGUGUCUCUUAUGUACACAUUGGGGUUGCCAUUCUGAGAAUCCGUUCAGCAGAGGGCAGGCAGAAAGCGUUCUCUACCUGCAGUGCCCACCUCACUGCCAUUCUCUGUACCUAUGGACCAGUAAUUAUCAUCUACCUGCAACGUACACCAAACCCUCUGCUUGGGGCUGUGGUGCAGAUAUUAAAUAAUAUUGUCUCACCCAUGCUGAACUCUUUAAUCUAUUCAUUGAGAAACAAGGAAGUGAAGAGAGCCUUGAGGAGAGUUUUCCAGAAUAUAAGGUUUGGUGGUCAGAAAUGA